Molecule: messenger RNA, 543 nt
Organism: Cajanus cajan (pigeon pea)
Lineage: Eukaryota; Viridiplantae; Streptophyta; Magnoliopsida; Fabales; Fabaceae
Source: RefSeq, a predicted model, not a curated record
AUGAAGAAGGGAAUCUUUCUACAUCAAACCAAGUACAACAAAGAACUUCUAAGGAGGUUUGAUAUGGAGAACUGUAAAAUCUCAAACAUCCCUAAGUCCACUAACUGUUAUCUAGACAAUGAUGUUGCAGGAAAGGAAGUAGAAGAAUCAAGAUAUAGAGGAAUCAUUGGAUCUUUCUUAUAUCUCACAGCAAGUAGACCAGACAUAAUGUUUAGUGUGUGUAUGUGUGCUAGAUUUCAAUCUGCUCCAAAGGAAUCACACUUGAAAGUUGUGAAGAAGAUUAUGAAGUAUCUCAAAGGAACCCUCAAUGUAGGAUUGUGGUAUCCUAAAGGUACAUCUCCUUCCUUAAUUGGAUUUUCUGACUCUGAUUUUACAGGUUGCAAGUUAUACAGAAAAAGAACUAGUGGUACAUGUCAUAUAUUUGGAGAAUUUCUUGUAUCUUGGCAUUACAAGAAACAAGCUUGUGUAGCACUCUCUAUAGCUGAUGCUGAAUAUAUAGCAGCUGGUAGCUGUUGUGCUCAAGCUAUAUGGAUCAAGCAUUAA